AUGAAAGCCGGCCAGUGGGAUCCCAAGGAGAAAAAGGUCGUCGUGAACGAUGUGCCGAAACCAACCGAAGCUCCAAAUCAGUUUCUGGUCAAGAUACAAUCUGCAUCGCUAUGUCACUCCGACCUCCUCCAUACUAUGAGGCCGGACUACGCUGUCACGCUGGGACACGAAGGAGUCGGCUAUAUUGAGUCCAUCGGUAAAGAGGCGAUCGACAGAGGCUUUCAAGUCGGCGACGCUAUUGGCUUCAACUACUUCAUCGGUGCUUGCUUUGAUUGCGAAGGAUGCAUGGUUCACAAUGUGCGAUGCGAGACAGGUAACCAGAAACUGCAGGGUUUCGUAGUAGAUGGAUACUUUGCCGAGUACGCGGUUGUAGAUUGGCAGAACGCUAUCAAGUUGCCCGAGAAUUUAGAUAUGAGCAAGACUGCGCCACUGUUCUGCGCCGGUAUUACAGCUUUCCAUUCGGUGGAUAGCUGCGAGUUGAAAGCAGGAGAUUGUUUAGCGGUAAUCGGAUGCGGUGGCUUGGGCCAAUAUGCUAUUCAGUAUGCAAAAGCUAUGGGUAUCAAGACUAUUGGUCUCGACAUCAACGACAAUCAACUCGAUGUCGCGAAGAAGGUUGGCGCGGACGCUGUCUUCAACUCCAUGAAGAAUAAAGACUAUCUUGAGGAGAUCAAGAAGCUCACUGGUGGUAAGGGAUGUCAUGCUGCGGCUGUCUACAGCGCUUCAAACGCAGCAUACGCAGGCGCGCCAGAUGUUUUGAGAACAGGUGGACUACUCAUGGUGAUCGGUAUCGCGCCUAAGGGACUUGACUUCAUAAACACAUUUGAUCUGACGACGGGACGGUAUCGCAUCAAGGCCGAUAGCACAGGUAUUCCGCAGCGAAUGAAGAAGGCAGUCGAGUUUACCGGCAAGCAUAGUAUACAGCCAGAAGUCGAGUUCCGCAAGAUCGAUGACUUGCCGCAGAUGGUUGCGGAUAUGGAGGCUGGCAAAGCGGAGAAGAGGCAGGUUGUUGUGUUUUAG
Alternaria arborescens is the source of this 1017-nucleotide messenger RNA. RefSeq lists its product as hypothetical. The transcript has 3 exons. Gene Ontology annotation, molecular function: oxidoreductase activity; zinc ion binding. The coding region runs from base 1 to 1017 and encodes 338 amino acids. The record is from RefSeq and is a predicted model, not a curated record. NCBI's taxonomy places the organism in Eukaryota, Fungi, Ascomycota, Dothideomycetes, Pleosporales, Pleosporaceae.